Messenger RNA from Eremothecium cymbalariae DBVPG#7215, 1815 nucleotides. RefSeq names its product Bem4p (gene BEM4). The transcript has a single exon. Lineage: Eukaryota; Fungi; Ascomycota; Saccharomycetes; Saccharomycetales; Saccharomycetaceae. The record is from RefSeq and is a predicted model, not a curated record. Gene Ontology annotation, molecular function: guanyl-nucleotide exchange factor activity. The coding region runs from base 1 to 1815 and encodes 604 amino acids. Gene Ontology annotation, biological process: positive regulation of GTPase activity. Gene Ontology annotation, cellular component: cytosol.
AUGGAUUAUGAGGAGAUAUUGUUUGGUUUGAAGGAAGUGUUGGAGGCGGAUAAGGCACUAGAUAUAAAAGUAGAGGAAGAAGGCUGCUUAGGAAGUUAUGUAUCAGUAUUGGAUCGUUUAGCUGUACAUCUACGGUCUCAAUCUAAUAGGGAUAUUGUGAGGGAGUCUGGAUUGUUAGGCAAGUUAUUCCGGAGCCUGGGCGUAAUAUUGGAUGGUGCGUUCCAUGGAGGGGAGAAUAAGGCAGAAUUGUUCCAAUUAGGCUCUGAGGUUAUUCGUUGUAUAGCCAACUGUUUUAUUGACAACGAUAAAAAUCGGAAACUGUUUAUUGAGCCACAUUCGACUAAGAGAAAUGAGAUUUUAGACUAUCACGUUGGACUGAUUUUGAAGUUAGAAUCUGCAGACCGGUGUAUUAGUGGGUUGCAGAUGAGGACAAUAGUUAUGGUGCGGAAUCUUUGCUUUGAAAGCGAGGAGUAUCGCAGUCGGUGUGUUGAACCUGUAGUUGGCCCAUUGAUACUGUUCUUGAAAAGACACUCGCAGGAUUAUCUUGAAGAAGAGUUUUCAAGUGCAGUUGUACUUGGAUUGCAAUUCUUGUGUGAUAUUAUGGGUGUUUUUUAUUCGCAAUUUGAUAUUGAGAACAUUAUGUUCUUUGCCACAUUAUUAAGACGAGCUGCUGCCACGCUUGAAUCAAGUAACACUAGAGAUUCGUCUGCGGAAGAGGAGCAACAACAACAACAACAACAAGAAGAAGAAGAAGAAGAACCGUGCAAUGAAAUUGUGAUCUGUUUAACACAAAUCAUCGAGACUUGUUUGGAUAAAAACUCCAAAUUAGACUUUUCGGAUCUCUGUAGAAAUUCCAAGCUUCAACGUACACUACUAGAGACUUUAGAUAUCCUAUACGAAAAGACUUUUAUCAAUAAGCUGAUCGUGAUGAGGAGCAUCACAUCAAGUAUAGGCUAUGUUUCUGCCAGUAAAAUAAAUUCCAACAAACAGGAUCGUCCUAUGUGCUAUGAGCUUUUGAAUUCAUCUAAGAAUGGAUAUGUUAUUUCUGCCGCGUUAUUCGUUCUCUCAAACUCGAUAUCUGAGAGGAAUGAUGUUGAGGAAAUACUCCGCCACACCUCCCUGGCUCAGUUCGUUAACUGCACUGUGUAUUUCAAAGAUCCUAUCCAGUAUCAAAGUUUCCUCGACAUUUUCAAAAAGUGCUUGAAUCUAUCCACAGUUUCAACUUUCCCCGUUAGCGAUCAUUCCCGCCUAUUUAAUCUUCUGAAACUAUGCCACGACCAGUGUAGAUAUUACCCGAGCGUCUCACCCAUACUCGAGGGAUUGCUCAACAAGAUUCUUGUAACCUUCACGGGCUCUUCUCUACUCGCUGCCACACUGCUCCAAGACAUGGUCGCAGAGAUCGGAGGCGUACCUGCCUGUCUUAUGUUGGAUAAAAUUUCGAAACAGCGAGAUAAUGCUUCAGAAGAUACCUUUUCCAAACUAUUCGACGCCAUCUUCAGGUUUAACGACGUUACAACGAGCAACGAGGGGACAUCAAUCCAAUAUUUAUUCCACAUGACGAAAUCCAUAGGCAUGUAUCUACACGAUUGCAGCCCGAACGGAAGCAAUCUUUUGUUGACCAAAUACACCGACUCUUUACUGCUAUUAUUCAAGUCUAUCAUAUCACUACAAGACAAAAACGACCCCGGCUCAAAGAGUGUCUGGAAUAACGCGAAAUUCGAUGCAGGCAUGAUUCUAAAACUGAACAAAAAUGCCACCGAACCACCCUCACCCCAACUCUCUGAACUAUUACAUACAUGCAGGAGCUUGUUCUAA